This is a messenger RNA of Lecanosticta acicola, 634 nucleotides long. The record is from the annotation of a GenBank genome assembly. Lineage: Eukaryota; Fungi; Ascomycota; Dothideomycetes; Mycosphaerellales; Mycosphaerellaceae.
AUGUCGUUGACUAUGGCGCGCCUCCAAGAGGAGCGGUAGGCAAGAGCAUGAUCAUGACAGGAUAAGAGCAGAGUCUGACAUGGCUACAGCAAACAAUGGCGUCAAAACCACCCCUUCGGCUUCGUCGCAAGGCCGAUGAAGACCCCCCAGGGCGCGCUCGACCUCAAACGCUGGGACUGCGCGAUACCAGGCAAGGACAAGACGAUAUGGGAGGGCGGUCUCUUCAAAUUGGAGGUGCAAUUCCCGGACGGUGAGCAGGAUGAUGUGAAUCAGACUACAUGCGACAAGGCUAAGGAAGCGACAGAGUAUCCGACAAAGCCUCCAAAGUGUAAGGCAUUCCCAUCCUCCUGGCUUUCCGUCGUGAUACUGACGGCGUCUAGGCAAAUUCACACCUCCUCUCUUCCACCCAAACGUCUAUCCUUCCGGCACCGUCUGUCUCAGCAUCCUGAACGAGGAGGAAGGUUGGAAGCCCGCCAUCACGAUCAAAGAGAUCCUGCUCGGCAUUCAAAUGCUUCUCGAUGAGGUCAAUCCCGAAUCGCCAGCUCAAGCCGACGCGUAUAACCUGUAUAAGAAGGACCGCGUUGCGUAUGAAAAGAAGAUUCGGCAGGUUGUCAAGGACAAUCCCGCGCCGUAG